AUUUUUGCGUAGUACGUGGCCACGACAGAGGUGGCGUAUUUGGCGUUCAAUUCUAGGGAUUGAGCUUUCUCACUCUGCCACUGUGUAUCCAGAUGGCUGAAACUGGUAGCUCUGAGUUGGAGACCACAAAAAAAUCUCAUGUUAUUUACCGGUGCAAGAAAUGCCGGAGACUUGUUGCUUCAGAUGAGAAUAUCGUUUCACAUGAUCAUGGACAAGGAGAAGCAAGUUUCAAAUGGAAGAAGAGAAGCGAGAAAAUGGAAAAGCAUCCAGUCGACUGUACCUCAGUAUUUGUCGAACCCAUGAAGUGGAUGCAAGCAGUUAAUGAGGGCCAUGUAGAGGAAAAACUUUUCUGUUUGAGAUGCAAUGCUCGUUUAGGUUACUUCAACUGGGCAGGUUUGCAGUGCAGCUGUGGAGCAUGGGUGAAUCCUGCAUUUCAGCUGCAUAAAAGCCGUUUAGAUGAGUGCUAUAUGUGAUUCAGUCAUUUCCCAGCUUUCUCAGAGUCCACACAAGAGGUUUGGAAAAGCUUGAUAGUAAAUGCUUAAACAUCACUUGUGAGCUUUUCUUAUAAAUUAUGGUGCUUAAUAAUAAUAAAUUAGUGCACAUUUUUGUUUGCACGAUUGAAAAACUAA
This is a messenger RNA of Prosopis cineraria, 629 nucleotides long. Its product is annotated as probable inactive dual specificity protein phosphatase-like At4g18593. The transcript has 3 exons. Lineage: Eukaryota; Viridiplantae; Streptophyta; Magnoliopsida; Fabales; Fabaceae. Gene Ontology annotation, biological process: protein dephosphorylation. Bases 93 to 473 code for a protein of 126 amino acids. Gene Ontology annotation, molecular function: protein tyrosine/serine/threonine phosphatase activity. The record is from RefSeq and is a predicted model, not a curated record.